This is a messenger RNA of Urocitellus parryii (Arctic ground squirrel), 772 nucleotides long. RefSeq names its product C-X-C motif chemokine ligand 14 (gene Cxcl14). Gene Ontology annotation, molecular function: chemokine activity. NCBI's taxonomy places the organism in Eukaryota, Metazoa, Chordata, Mammalia, Rodentia, Sciuridae. The record is from RefSeq and is a predicted model, not a curated record. Gene Ontology annotation, cellular component: extracellular region. Gene Ontology annotation, biological process: immune response.
AAAAGAGGCCAGGGCGGGCGGAGGGAGGCUGUGGAGAGAUCCCAGAGCUGAGCGCAAAGCGCAGCGACAGACUGCCCAGGCACCCACUGACGSGCGCAGCUGGAGCAAGCCAAGCCGGGAGGAGUGCUCUGAGGCGAGAGAGCCGAGCCGGGCGGCCUCCCCAGGCCGCCACUUCAACCGGCCGGCGCCGUCCCCGCGUCCCUGCUCCCGCGCCCCUCCGGCCAGCAUGAGGCUCCUGACCGCCGCGCUGCUCCUGCUGCUCCUGGCGCUCUGCGUUGCGCGCGUGGACGGGUCCAAAUGCAAAUGCUCCCGGAAAGGGCCCAAGAUCCGCUACAGCGACGUAAAGAAGCUGGAAAUGAAGCCAAAGUACCCGCACUGCGAGGAGAAGAUGGUUAUCAUCACCACCAAGAGUGUUUCCAGGUACCGAGGCCAGGAGCACUGCCUGCACCCCAAGCUGCAGAGCACCAAGCGCUUCAUCAAGUGGUACAAUGCCUGGAACGAGAAGCGCAGGGUCUACGAAGAAUAGGGUGACGGAUCUUGGGUAGAAACACUUCCAGACCAGUUGGGAGACUUCAGCAAAGGACUUUACAGAUUAAAAUWAAAAAAAAUUAAGAAAAAAAUYCUCUCUUUCUCACAGGCAUAAGACACAAAUUAUAUAUUGUUACGAAGCACUUUUUACCAAGGGUCAGUUUUUACAUUUUAUAGCUGUGUGCAAAAGGCUUCCAGAUGUGAGACCCAACUCUCCUGCACGCCAGAUUUUAACACAGGCGGC